Messenger RNA from Rhagoletis zephyria (snowberry fruit fly), 395 nucleotides. RefSeq lists its product as uncharacterized. Lineage: Eukaryota; Metazoa; Arthropoda; Insecta; Diptera; Tephritidae. The record is from RefSeq and is a predicted model, not a curated record. Gene Ontology annotation, cellular component: replication fork. Gene Ontology annotation, biological process: DNA replication.
AAAAAUUGCCAUAUGAAGUGACAACAUAUAAAUCUGUUGACAACGCAAUGAAUCAAGAUGACGCAGUGAAUUAUUCAGUCGAAUUUUUGAAUUCAAUGGAACCGCCUGGUAUGCCACCAUAUUGUUUGAAUUUAAAGGUCGGCUCAUCAAUUAUUUUACUACGGAAUUUAAAUGCUCCAAAACUGUGUAAUGGCACAAGACUGGCAGUAAAAAAAUGUAUGGCGAAUUUAGUUGAAGCAACAAUACUGACUGGCAAAGCUAAAGGUGAAAUUGUGGUCAUACCACGUAUUCCACUGAUAAAAACAGACAUGACGUUUGAUUCCACGCGUUUGCAAUUCCCAGUGCGUCUAGCAUUUGCCAUGUCCGUCAACAAGGCGCCAGGACAAACUCUUCAA